This is a messenger RNA of Equus quagga, 2407 nucleotides long. It is a transcript of the gene SLC12A8, whose product is annotated as solute carrier family 12 member 8. Gene Ontology annotation, molecular function: potassium:chloride symporter activity. Gene Ontology annotation, cellular component: membrane. NCBI's taxonomy places the organism in Eukaryota, Metazoa, Chordata, Mammalia, Perissodactyla, Equidae. The record is from RefSeq and is a predicted model, not a curated record. Gene Ontology annotation, biological process: cell volume homeostasis; chloride ion homeostasis; potassium ion homeostasis. The transcript is spliced from 13 exons. Bases 1 to 2145 code for a protein of 714 amino acids.
AUGGCCGGGAUGUCUCAAGUGCAGGAGCUCUUCCACGAGGCCGCCCAGCAGGGGGCCCUGGCCCAGCCCCAGCCCUGGUGGAAGAGCCAGCUGUUCGUAUGGGAGCCAGUGCUGUUCGGGACCUGGGAUGGUGUGUUUACGUCCUGCAUGAUCAACAUUUUUGGGGUUGUCCUUUUCUUGAGGACUGGCUGGCUGGUGGGCAACACGGGCGUCCUCGUGGGCGUGUUUCUGGUCUCCUUCGUCAUCCUGGUGGCCCUCGUCACCGUGCUGUCUGGCAUCGGGGUCAGAGAGCAUUGCGGCGUGGGCAGUGGCGGUGUCUACUCCAUGAUCUCCUCGGUGCUCGGGGGGCAGACCGGAGGCACAGUGGGACUGCUGUACGUGUUCGGACAGUGUGUUGCAGGUGCCAUGUACAUCACCGGCUUCGCUGAAUCCAUCUCAGAUUUGCUGACCCUCAGGAAUAUCUGGGCUGUUCGAGGAAUUUCAGUGGUGGUGCUUCUGGCCUUGCUGGGGAUCAACCUGGCAGGUGUCAAGUGGAUAAUCCGCCUCCAGCUGCUGCUGCUGUUCCUGCUGGCUGUGUCCACACUGGACUUUGUGGUGGGCUCCUUCACACAUCUGGACCCAGAACAUGGUUUUAUUGGAUAUUCACCAGAACUGCUGCAGAACAACACUCUGCCAGAUUACAGCCCUGGGGAGUCUUUUUUCACUGUCUUUGGGGUGUUCUUCCCAGCAGCUACAGGAGUCAUGGCCGGCUUCAACAUGGGGGGCGACCUCAGGGAGCCUGCUGCCAGCAUCCCCCUGGGCUCCCUAGCAGCUGUUGGCAUCUCGUGGUUUCUGUACAUCGUCUUUGUCUUUCUGCUCGGCGCCAUCUGCACCCGAGAGGCCCUUCGCUAUGACUUCCUGAUAGCCGAAAAGGUGUCCCUAGUGGGCUUCCUGUUCCUUUUGGGCUUAUACAUCUCAUCCCUGGCCUCCUGUAUGGGAGGCCUCUACGGAGCCCCCCGGAUCCUGCAGUGCAUUGCCCAGGAGAAAGUGAUUCCUGCACUGGCCUGUCUGGGGCAAGGGAAAGGGCCAAAUAAAACACCUGUAUCUUCCAUCUGCCUGACCAGCUUGGUGACCAUGGCCUUUGUCCUUGUGGGUCAGGUGAAUGUGCUGGCCCCCAUCGUCACCAUCAACUUCAUGCUGACAUACAUCGCGGUGGACUACUCUUACUUCUCCCUGUCCAUGGGUCCCUGCAGCCUCCCCCAGGUGCCUGAGUCAGGGCACAGGGAGGGCACGGAAGCUCUCCACUGCUCUGAGCAUCUGCUGUUGGCGAAGGCUCCCAGCUAUGGCUCUGAGAGCACUGCCCAAAGCCUCUCUGAGGGCACUCUGCUAGAAUUCACCAAAGACAUGGACCAGCUCCUCCAGCUAACAAGGAAGCUUGAGAGUAGCCAGCCCAGGCAAGGAGAGAGUGAUGUGACGCUGGAGAGUCAGAAGGGGAAACGCAAGAAGGCCACCAAGCAAACCCUACAAGAUAGCUUCCUCUUGGACCUCAAGUGCCCUGCUUCCUUCCCUACUGAGGGCUCUGAUGGAUUGCCCACUGCCUCCUGGCAGGGACAGGAGUCCUCCUGGAACAAGCAGAGUACCGGAAGUGAAGGGGAUUGGCCUGGGGGAGCCUGUGGAGAACAACUUGUCCCUGAGCCAAGUAGCCUGCUUAGGCCAAGUGGAGAAGAUUUCUUCUUGAAGUCCAGGUUCCAGGAACAAGAUGUCCAAGGGAGACCGACUUCUUUCUACACUCGCAUGUGCAACCCCUGGGUCUCCCUGUUGGGGGCAGUUGGGUCCCUUCUCAUCAUGUUUGUGAUCCAGUGGGUCUAUACCCUGGUUAACAUGGGUGUUGCUGCCAUUGUGUAUUUCUACAUUGGUCGGACCAGUCCAGGGCUUCAUCUGGGAUCAGCCUCCGGCUUCAGCUUUUUCAGAUGGAUGAGGUCUCUUCUGAUCCCUUCCUGCAGGAGCUUGCGAUGCCCCCAAGAGCAGAUAAUUUUGGCGCCGUCCCUAGCUAGGGUUGACAUGGAGAUGACUCAGCUCACCCAGGAGAAUGCAGACUUUGCCACCCGGGAUCGCUACCACCACUCCUCCCUUGUGAGUCGGGAGCAGCUGAUGCCUGAGUAUUAGAGUACUGAGCCCUCAGUACUAGGCAGCCCUAGGACCCUCUUCUCUUGGAGCUGUCGAGUGUACAGUGGACCCAAAUCCCAGAACUUUUGUGGAGCUGGUUAUCCCCCGUAAGAAGCUCAAAGAUCUGUCCUCCCACUGCCAUUUUGGGCCAUGGAAAUCUGCAUUUGUGUCUGCAGCAACACGUGUAACCAGGGUAACGGCUGAAGAGCUCCACGUGGACACCAACAGUUGCAGGUGUGGAGAACCGGACCAGAUUGCUUGU